AUGACUUUCCAUGUGGAAGGACUGGUAGCUAUCAUCGUGUUCUACCUUCUAAUAUUGCUGGUUGGAAUAUGGGCAGCCUGGAGAACCAAAAACAGUGGCAGCUCAGAAGAGCGCAGCGAGGCCAUCAUAGUUGGUGGCCGAGACAUUGGUCUGCUGGUGGGUGGAUUUACCAUGACAGCCACCUGGGUCGGAGGAGGUUACAUCAACGGGACAGCUGAAGCAGUGUAUGUACCAGAUUAUGGUCUAGCUUGGGCUCAGGCACCAAUUGGAUAUUCUCUUAGUCUGAUUUUAGGUGGUUUGUUCUUUGCAAAGCCUAUGCGUUCCAAGGGAUAUGUGACCAUGUUAGACCCGUUUCAGCAGAUCUAUGGAAAACGCAUGGGUGGGCUCCUAUUUAUUCCUGCGCUAAUGGGAGAAAUGUUUUGGGCUGCUGCCAUUUUCUCUGCCUUAGGAGCCACCAUCAGCGUGAUCAUUAACGUCAACGUGCAAGCUUCUGUCAUUGUCUCGGCACUGAUCGCCACUCUGUACACGCUGGUGGGUGGUCUCUAUUCCGUGGCCUACACCGAUGUUGUUCAGCUUUUUUGCAUCUUCAUAGGCCUGUGGAUCAGCGUCCCUUUUGCCCUGUCACAUUCUGCAGUUACUGACAUUGGCUACACUGCUAUGCAUACCAAGUAUCAAAAGCCUUGGCUGGGGACCAUUGAAUCAUUUGAAGUCUACACUUGGCUUGAUAGUUUUCUGCUGUUGAUGCUGGGUGGAAUCCCAUGGCAAGCCUACUUCCAGAGGGUCCUCUCUUCAUCCUCAGCCACUUAUGCUCAGGUGCUGUCUUUCCUGGCAGCUUUUGGAUGCCUGGUGAUGGCUCUACCAGCCAUACUCAUUGGGGCCAUUGGAGCAUCAACAGACUGGAACCAGACUUCAUAUGGGCCUCUAGAUCCCAAAGACAACAAUGAAGCGGACAUGAUUUUACCAAUUGUUCUGAAGUACCUUUGCCCUGUGUACAUUUCUUUCUUUGGUCUUGGUGCAGUUUCUGCUGCUGUUAUGUCCUCAGCAGAUUCUUCCAUCUUGUCAGCAAGUUCCAUGUUUGCCCGGAACAUCUACCAGCUUUCGUUCAGACAAAAUGCAUCAGACAAGGAAAUCAUCUGGGUCAUGCGAAUCACGGUGUUUGUGUUUGGAGCAUCCGCCACAGCCAUGGCCUUACUCACGAAGACCGUGUACGGGCUCUGGUACCUCAGCUCAGACCUCGUUUACAUCAUCAUCUUCCCCCAGCUGCUCUGUGUGCUCUUCGUCAAGGGAACCAACACGUACGGGGCUGUGGCGGGUUACGUGUCUGGCCUUUUCUUGAGAAUCACCGGUGGGGAGCCAUAUCUGUACCUUCAGCCCUUGAUCUUUUACCCUGGCUACUACUCUGAUAAGAACGGCAUAUACAAUCAGAGAUUCCCAUUUAAAACCCUCGCCAUGAUUACCUCGUUCUUAUCCAACAUUUGCAUCUCCUAUCUAGCCAAAUACCUAUUUGAAAGUGGAAGCUUGCCUCCCAAAUUAGAUGUGUUUGAUGCUGUUGUCGCAAGGCACAGUGAAGAAAACAUGGAUAAGACAAUUCUGGUCAAAAAUGAAAAUAUUAAAUUGGAUGAACUUGCCCCUGUGAAGCCCCGACAAAGCCUAACUCUCAGCUCCACGUUUACCAAUAAGGAGGCCUUCGUUGACAUUGACUCCAGCCCAGAGGGGUCUGGGACUGAAGAUAACGCGUAACAACCCCCAUUCAAAUUAAAUACUGCUUUCACAAACUGAGUACCACGGAAGGCUAGUCCGGGAGGGAUGGGUUGCUGCAUAUAAAAAAU
Molecule: messenger RNA, 1829 nt
Organism: Neogale vison (American mink)
Lineage: Eukaryota; Metazoa; Chordata; Mammalia; Carnivora; Mustelidae
Gene: SLC5A7
Product: solute carrier family 5 member 7
Exons: 8
Coding region: 1-1740 (579 amino acids)
Biological process (GO): choline transport; neuromuscular synaptic transmission; synaptic transmission, cholinergic
Cellular component (GO): perikaryon; synapse; dendrite
Molecular function (GO): choline:sodium symporter activity
Source: RefSeq, a predicted model, not a curated record